AGAGCGCGGAACGCGCAGCGCGGGCCGGAGGGAGGGUGGGAGGGUGGGCGAGGGGAGAAGACUUGAGCACCGGAGACCGGACGGGCCCAACCGAGGGGCGGCGGCGAAGGACAGAGAGCCGCGAUCUCUGUCGGGAAGCGCAACCUCCCCGGGCCCCGCGGGGCCGCGCAGGGGGCGUUCUCAACCCCGCGCCCGCUCUCUCUUUCCAUCCCGUGCCACCCGAAGGCCACCCCGGGGCCCGGUCAUCCGCGCGCGCAUCCCCGGGCUCGGACCCGUCCCUGGCCCUCGAGGGAGCCGCCGCCUUCAUCUCCACUUCUGCAGUGGCCGCAACAGAGGCCGCCCGGGCAGGACCCCGGCGUGAGUAUCGGGCGCCCCCUUAGGAGAGUACGACCCCCGGAUCCGCCCUCAACACGGACUGCGCCCGCCGGGCACACAAGAAUGGUCACUCAGAUACUGGGGGCCAUGGAGUCUCAGGUCGGGGGGGGCCCGGCCGGCCCAGCCCUGCCCAAUGGGCCACUCCUUGGUACAAAUGGAGCCACUGAUGACAGCAAGACCAACCUCAUCGUCAACUACCUGCCCCAGAACAUGACCCAGGAUGAGUUCAAGAGUCUCUUCGGCAGCAUUGGUGACAUUGAGUCCUGCAAGUUGGUUCGGGACAAGAUCACAGGGCAGAGCCUUGGCUACGGGUUUGUGAACUAUUCUGACCCCAGCGAUGCAGACAAAGCCAUCAACACCCUCAACGGCCUCAAAUUGCAGACGAAGACCAUUAAGGUGUCCUAUGCCAGACCCAGUUCAGCAUCCAUCCGGGAUGCUAACCUGUAUGUCAGUGGGCUCCCCAAGACUAUGAGCCAGAAAGAGAUGGAGCAGCUCUUCUCCCAAUACGGUCGCAUCAUCACCUCUCGCAUCCUGGUGGACCAGGUCACAGGUGUCUCUCGGGGUGUGGGAUUCAUCCGCUUUGACAAGAGGAUUGAGGCUGAAGAGGCCAUCAAAGGACUGAAUGGGCAGAAGCCACUGGGUGCAGCUGAGCCCAUCACGGUCAAGUUCGCCAACAACCCGAGUCAGAAGACAGGGCAGGCUCUGCUCACUCACCUCUACCAGUCAUCUGCCCGCCGCUACGCAGGUCCCCUUCACCAUCAGACGCAGCGCUUCCGGCUGGACAAUUUGCUCAACAUGGCCUAUGGAGUGAAGAGUCCCCUGUCGCUCAUCGCCAGGUUCUCGCCGAUCGCCAUCGAUGGCAUGAGCGGCCUGGCUGGCGUGGGCCUGUCAGGGGGUGCAGCAGGUGCCGGCUGGUGCAUCUUCGUGUACAACCUGUCGCCCGAGGCAGACGAGAGCGUGCUGUGGCAGCUGUUCGGGCCCUUCGGGGCAGUUACCAAUGUCAAGGUCAUCCGUGAUUUCACCACCAACAAGUGCAAGGGCUUUGGCUUUGUCACCAUGACCAACUACGACGAGGCGGCCAUGGCCAUCGCCAGCCUCAAUGGCUACCGCCUGGGCGAGCGUGUGCUGCAGGUGUCCUUCAAGACCAGCAAACAGCACAAGGCCUGAGCCACUGCCCUCCCCGCCCGUCCUCCCACCCCUCCCCGGGCAGCAGAGAAAGAGAGAAGGGGCCCGAGAGAGACAGCGCAGGCAGACCCACGGACGACGUGAGGGACCCACAUCCUUGUGAAGCCACAGGGUGAGCACAGCACUUGGGGGAAUGGGAGGGUGUGCCGGGAAUGCCGGUGCCCGGGGGUCCCUGCUCCAUCCUCUUGCCCCAACCCCAGGCUGAGCUGGUCACUCUCUUGUCUUGGAUUGGUUCAUGGUGAAGGUUUUUGUUUCUUUUUUUGGCUAAAAAGAAAGCAGAGGUGUGCCACUACCUGACCCUUGGCCACCCUUCAUGGGAUGGCUUGGGGACUAAUGGGGGUGACCUCCCAGGCCCCCUUGCCCAGGCCUUCCCAACUCCUAGGUGGGCUUGGGGAGGGGAACAGGUUUAAAAAUCCCCAAAAAAAUGAAAGGAGAGGAGGCAGUGUGGGCACCCCUGGCCCAGGGCCCCCUUGGUGGGACGUGGGGAGCCAGGGAUAGGGCAGGAAGCAGAAACAAAAUGAAAAAAAAGGGGGUGGGGUGGGUGGGAGGGGUCUUAAGAAAAACUCUAUUUUUGUAAAAAGGGAAAAAGACCUCGUGGAGAAUUUUUACUGGGGAUUCUUGAACUUGAAAAAAAAAAAGACAAAAAAAAAAGAAAAUAUUUUGGCAGGUUAUGUUUACCAACUGGGGCAGGGGUGUGUCAGGGAAUGGGGGCUGAUUAGAGUCCACGUGGGGGGGCCAUACAGAGAAACAACCAUGCAAAGACACACGGGGGACACACUCAUACCUCGGGGACACACAGCAGCACAGAGACAUGCCCCCAGACACAUUGAGGGGACUCACUGGCCAAACUCAGACAUGUGGACAGGAUUAGACAGAAGGAGACAGGAGUUGGGGGUACAGCAAGGUGGAUAUGGGCAAACUCGGACACAGAUGUAUGUGGGCAUGUACAUGUGGGUAUGAGAAUACGUCCAUCAGCCCACGUACACACAUGAAAGUUGAGACAGAUAUAUUUGGACAUCAAAUCUGGACAUCCAGUCACAGACAAACACACACACCACCCAGGGACACACAGACAUGCCCUUAGCAUCCCCACAGACCCAGGUAGGAGGUCCCACCCCAGACCCUGCCUGGUCACUACCACAUCCUCCUGGUCCCCCCCAUACCCCUCCCGCAGGUUCUCUGCAGAGCUCUCUCCUGGACCCUUGGUGGUCUCCCUGCCGCCCAUGAACACAGGCGUGCACACACAAUGUCCAUGCACCCAGACACACAAUACCUCGUUCCACUUUGGCAUCACAGUGGGCUGGAGGCAGCACCCACCCACAACACUUGAGGCCAAAGGACCCCUGUCCCUGUGGCUAAGCCUCCCUGGGCCAAGGCCUUGCAUGGCCCGCAAAGCCAACAGGAAGGCCCAGCUCUGAGCCUCCUCCACUGGGCCAGGCCUCCCCUGGCAGCAGCACCGAACACUCCUCGCCAGCCCCAGGGUGGAUGGGCCCAGGGCCUAGCCCUAUGAACCUUCCUGUCCACUUGUCACCCACCUACCCCCUUUUGGUUUGUUGGGGUUUUUCUUUUCAAAUCGGUGAAGGCAAUGGACACAGCCCCCCUCCCAAGCUCCAGCUCUGGCUUCUGUCUGGACUUUGCAUCUCUGUAGUUUUCUUUCUUUUUAAAAAAGUAAUAAUAAAAUUCCAACAGAAGCCACACAGGCUGGAGUCCUUGGAACCACUCCCUGAACCCCACUCCCGCACAGGCCAGUCAGAACUGAGAAUCGCAAAACCCCAACUCUAGCUACAGUUGAGUUGCUUUCCUGCCCCCACCCCCAUGUCCCCACGUUUGGUGUCUGGCCAUGGCCCUAUCUGACUGUCCAGCUCUCUCUCCCCUACCCCUCCCGGUGUUGUUAUUAAACGUCUGUGGAGCUUCUGCUGCAAGGAACAAAAAGAAAAAAAAAAUCAGAAAAGUGACAAAAAAACACAAAGAAGAAAAAUAAGCGACAAGGAAAAAAACACAGAAAUUUUUCUAAAAAGGAAAAAAAAAAAAGACAUAAACUGGCACCAGUUAACUUUCUUGUACUUUUUUGCUGAAUUUAGCUUCUUGUAGUUUUAACUUAUUGCUAUGUUAACUAUUUAUUAUUCCUGUUGCCCUGUAAGGACAUCUGUGUAUAUUUCUGUUACUUCAUCCAGUUUGCAAGUUAAAGGAACGAUGAUGUUCUCUUUGUUUCUUUAAGUUUUGCUGAGACGUGGUUAUGCCUAAUUUAUUUAUAAAAGGGGAAGUGGAAUCAUUAAAGUAAUAAUAAUUAUUAAUAACAGUAAUGGUAGCCAAGUGGCACCCGGGGGCGUGUGCUCCAUGGGGCAGUCCCCAGGGCCAGCAACGUCCGGGGUCUUAAUGGGAUUAUUUUUGCUCUUGUCUUGAGAAUUUUUUCAGUCCUAUUUAGCUGGUGAAAACCCUAGCUUGUUCUUGAUACAUGAACCUAUUUAUUCUUGUGGUUUUAAGUCCUCCCUGCCCUCUCCCCUGAAGCAGGGCAGAGACUCCCCCCAGUGGGUCCACCCUUCUCCCCUGCUUUCUUGAGGCCUCUCUCCUCUCCGCCCUCCACACGUGGGAACACACGUCCCCGUGGGAGGCGUCUGAGCAAUAAAGGCUGGCUUUGUCCCCUGCCCUGGGGGAGCCAGGCUCCAGAUAGGGGGCACCUCCCCACACCCCCAACCAAGGCCUGCAGCCCCCAAGACUUGGGAAGGGACUUCAUUUUCUAAAACACUAAACUCAGCCCAGCCAAGCCCCCACCCUGGAGGCCAGCCUGUCACCCCAAGGGGCCAGGCCAGGGCUCCCAGGAAAAGAGGAGGCCUUGGGUCUUCCACGUCCCUGGGGGCAGAGACAGGCAGGGCCUGUGGGGAGAGGGCUCAGCCCCUCCAGCCCUCCCUUCAUCCCAUUAUUUAUUUGGAAGGUUUCAAAUCAUGACAGAGUCCAUGUUGGAGGUGAUAAAGAACUGUUUAAAAAAAAAAAAAAAAAGACAAAAAAAAAAAAAAAAAAACACAACCCAACACUUUUGCGUUGCGUUUAGACUAUUUAUUACCAGGAUUAUAGGCCUGGCCGCGGUAACAGACUUUUACAUGGAAUUGUUUAAUUAUUUGUACUUUUCAUGCCAGAAAAUAAAAGUUCUGAAUCUUA
Messenger RNA from Nycticebus coucang (slow loris), 4716 nucleotides. RefSeq names its product ELAV like RNA binding protein 3 (gene ELAVL3). Lineage: Eukaryota; Metazoa; Chordata; Mammalia; Primates; Lorisidae. Gene Ontology annotation, cellular component: ribonucleoprotein complex. The record is from RefSeq and is a predicted model, not a curated record. Gene Ontology annotation, molecular function: RNA binding. Bases 439 to 1542 code for a protein of 367 amino acids. The transcript has 7 exons.